GGAUGUGAGCAAGCCGUCUGCAGUGUAGAGGAGGCGGAGGAGAAGGAGGAGAAGAGGAGGAGAGGAAAAUGAGCUCCUCGCUAUGACCGCUGGAGUCUGAACGAGCAAAGCGGCUCGUUUCUUCCCCAUGAACACGCAGAGACAAAAUCAUCAGUUCACACUGGCAAAGAUGAGUGUUGCUACCAGACCUGAAGGAGGAGAUGACUAAAGAGGAAGUGCUGAAGGAGUCCUCGGAAGAAGACGCAGUCCUGGCCCGGUCCGGUGUUCUUUCCCACGCUCCUGCUCGCCCCGUUAUUCACCAGGUGGCAUCCGCGCCCAUGCCUUCCGACUGUGAUUUCUCUUUCUUUGACCCCAGUGAUCCUCAGUGUAGGGUUGUGCUGUUGGAUCCCGGUACCACAGUACCCGAGCUGUUCGCCGUGCUCAGGCAGUGGGUCCCUCAAGUGCAGAAGAACAUAGAACUCAUUGGUAACGAGAUUCUGAAGAGAGGCUGUGGUGUCAAUGACAGAGAUGGUCUUACCGACAUGAGCCUGCUGCAUUACUGCUGCAAAGCUGGUGCACCAGGCAUAGGUGAUGCAGAAAGUGCAGCGAAUUUUGCCCGGAAGCUCUUAUCUCUGGGAGCAGACCCAUCUCUGCGCAGCCGCUGGACCAACAUGAGUGCCCUUCAUUACGCUGCCUACUUCGACGUUCCUCACCUCAUCCGUGUGGUGUUGCAGGCGUCUCAGCCGGGAGAAGUGGAUGCCACCUGCAGUGAUUUUGACUUCGGCACUGCCCUGCACAUCGCCGCUGCUAACCUCUGCACCGCUGCAGUCCGCUGCCUGCUGGAGCUCGGCGCUAAUCCUGCAUUCAGGAAUGAUAAGGGACAGUGUCCUGUAGACGUGGUGCCUGAGCCUCUGGACAUGCCUCUUGAGAUGGCAGAUGCUGCAGCUCAGGCCAAAGAGCUGAGGACGUUGCUGAGGGAUGUUCUACCCCAACCUGUCACUCCUCGGUCUCUCAUGCCCGGGCAAGCCCUCGACCUUCACUCAGAGAAGGCCCAAGCACAUCUCGCCAAUAUGGGCAUCCACCUCGGAGACAAGGUCGUCAUCGCUGGCCAGAAGGUGGGGAUCCUGCGGUUCUGUGGCAGCACCGAGUUUGCCGGGGGUCUGUGGGCCGGUGUGGAGCUUCAGCAGCCGGAGGGGAAGAAUGACGGAUCCGUAGCUGGUGUUCAGUACUUUACCUGCCGUAUGAAACAUGGAAUCUUUGCUCCCCUUUCUAAAAUCAGUAAAUUCUCUGAGCGACGCAGACCCAUCCCUCGUCACCCCGCCGCUCCUCUCCGCCCCCCUCGCCACAUCGACCUCUCCCGGGUCAAGUCGAAAGUCGACACAGGUUUAGCGUCAAUAAAGGCGAGGUCCUUACCAACACUUGCAGGUGGAGCGGAUGUUCAGACAGGUGCUCUGUCACGCAGCUGUUCCACAUCCUCCUCCUCUCUGGACUACAGACACGCCCCUGCCCUCCACCCUCCAAUCCCUGCACCUCGUCAGAGACGUCCCCUUCGUCCUAGGCAAGAAUGGACGCCUCCUAACUCCAGAUCUACUCCUCCACCAUCCUCGCAGUGUGGCACGGCACGCAGCAGGACUCCAUCAGCCUGCAGCUCAGUAUCAGAUGUUCCCAUGUUGCGUUUGGGAGAGCGAGUUCUUGUGAUCGGUCAGAGGACGGGAGUUGUCCGAUUCUGUGGCAAGACCAGCUUUGCCCCAGGAAUUUGGCUUGGGAUUGAACUGGAUAAGCCCAGUGGGAAGAACGAUGGCUCUGUCGGAGGGGUGAAGUAUUUCAGCUGCCCGCCUAAACAUGGAGUAUUUGCUCCACCUUCACGAGUGCAGCGGAUCCAUGGCUCUGUGGACUGCCUGUCAGAACUGUCCUCCUCCCGAUACAAUCACACCUUCACCGGAAUGCGUCGGAGUUUGAGCACCACUUCAACUAUUGCCACACAGCGAGAGCCAAAUCGGAAGACUCAGGCUAACCGCAACCAUUUGUCCAGCACUCGCCGGCGAUGGAACUCUCUCAGUUCUGCCUCGGCUGCAGCCUCUCCUCGAGGUCCAGGCACUCUAGGUGGCACCGUCAGCUCCUCUGGCACGGACAGCGCUGUCAAACUGCACCUGGGCAUGCAGGUCCUGCUCAGCAGUGCCAAUGAAAUGGGCACCAUCCGCUACUUUGGCACGGCUGACUUUGCACCAGGCCUCUGGCUGGGCCUGGAGCUGCGCAGUGCUAAGGGGAAGAAUGACGGUUCAGUUGGCUCUAGGCGCUACUUCAGCUGUCGGCCUCUCCAUGGAGUCCUGGUUCGCCCGAGCAGGGUCACCUACCGCGGUAUUAACGGAGCCAAGCUGGUGGACGAAAGCAGCUGAGACCACAUGCUAUUAGCUUUUUUCCACUUUCACCUGUCUCUCAGCUCUGUCAUGCUCUUUUUCUUCUCUAGUAAAUAAGCAGCUGGAUGGAUGGAGGGACAAUAUGCUGCCAGAGGACGAGAUGAAGCACUUUGAAAGCACAAAGGACAGGGUUAUUAGUCAGCAAUUCAGUCUGUGUAAUGAGAUUUAUUGUGUGUUGUUUGGGUUCUGGAUGAUAUUUACCAGGGAAUUGAGUUUAGUCAUUUGUUUUCUUAUUAGAGAAUGUUCACCUUGGAAGUGAGGUCAGGUAUUUAAGUUAUACUCAAGUUAUUAUUAAGUGAAAUUUAGUUACUUGGUGACUGUUUUUUUGAGAGAUAAAUAUUUUAUUUGGAUUGUUAGGUGAAUAGCUGAACAGUAGCAAUCUGUAAGCACUUUAAACAAAAAUCAUGCGGAUUAUGACAAUGACUUUCAUCAGGCAUAUGGUAUAAUGAACUAAGAACAUAUUAAUAUCAUGUUAUAAAGCAUGCAUAAGGUAUCAUACACAUUGUCGAAAUGUUUAUGAAAAUGCUUUACACUUUAUAGCAACAUUUACUAUGCAUUAUGAAUUGUUACCAUGAUGAAUUAUAAGUAGUGUUUGUAACAUAUUAUUAACACCAUUACCAAGGAAACCAAGCACUUAUAAACUCUGGCAGAAAUUGUUUUCAGUAUUGAUAUGAUGUGUUAUAAAGAGUGCUUGUAAUACAUUUUUCCCACAAUUUAUAAAUGCAUUAUAAACGUUGCUAUAAAUGGUAAUAGGUUAGGUUAGGUUCAACUUUAUUGUCAUUGUCAGAGUACGAGUACAGAGACAACAAAAUGGAGUUAGCAUCCCACCAGUAGUGCAAAUAGCAAAUAAGUUAAAUGGAAUAAAUAAGAAUUAUGGUGGAGUAAGUUGAGAUAGACAGUAUACAGGUAGAGGUAAGCUGCAUGAUGCAUGCAAUAUGAUGCAGUGGAUACAUACAGUGGAUAAAAAUGCAGACGUGCAAAUGGCAAUAACGUGCAAAUAACAGUCUGAAUAUAAGUAAUAGUAGUAAUAAUAGUGAUAGCAAUAAUAGUAAUAAUACCUUUUCAUAAAAAAUAUAACAGUGUGAAAAUUGCCUUAUGAAUGCUUUAUAACAAGAAAUGAAUGUAUUCAAAGGGCAUUAUACAUAUGACUUUCACAGAAAGUGUUACUGUAGGAUGUUACUUUUUUCCUUUAUGAUUUUUUUUUCCUUUAUGAUUUAUGAUAGUGCAUAGCCUUGGGGUACAAAAAAAAAGUUUCUUUCAUAUUGUUGAGAAUGAGGCCAAGAUCAUUGCAUACAAUAGCACUUUAUUGGUGUUACUACUGAACUCCCACACGUUUCUUUUCUCUCCCAAGAAUAAUGUUUAAACAGUUGCUAGGUACAGACUUGGUUUAAUGUUGCUAUUUUCACUCUGACCAUGUUCAUUUUGCUAAAGAAAGAGAAAAACAUAAUGCAAGCUUUCUCUCAAAGCAUUUGCUUAGUCAGAAUCAUUGAACACACAUUUAUCAUUUACCCUUCUGAUUUCCUUCUGAAUGCAGCUUCAGGAAAUAAAUUUCCCAGAAGAAUUA
This is a messenger RNA of Pangasianodon hypophthalmus (striped catfish), 3960 nucleotides long. RefSeq lists its product as uncharacterized. NCBI's taxonomy places the organism in Eukaryota, Metazoa, Chordata, Actinopteri, Siluriformes, Pangasiidae. The record is from RefSeq and is a predicted model, not a curated record. The coding region runs from base 201 to 2375 and encodes 724 amino acids. Gene Ontology annotation, molecular function: protein binding. The transcript has 17 exons.